GUCCGAGUGGCACCAUGCCGAGGACGCAUGAUGGCCCUUUGGCAGCUCAUCUUCCUCUUCAGGGUGUUGGCCCCCGCAGCGGCCGCGACAGUUGCCGAGGAUUCCGACGAAUUCGCCAACCUCAGUCUCAUUGGGGAUCAGGUCGUGCCGCUGGACGUGGAGCCCCCUCAGAGAGAUUCGGGAGUUCUUCCGAACCGCUCCACGCUAGCUCUGCAAUGGACGCCGCCUAGCCCUAAGCCGUCGCCGCUUCAGUUCUACGAGCUGGAGUAUGACGACGGCUAUGGGCCGAACUGGACGUCCUCUCUCCUCCUCCCGGCUGCUUACACCAGCUACGAACUGACGGGCCUGGUCCCUGGCGGCCGCUAUCGCGUGCGCCUGCGCGUGGCAACGCUGGAGGGCUGGUCCCGGUGGAGCCCCGAGGCGGGCUUCUUCGCCUGCGAGCCACCUGGGCCGCCUUCAGGCCUUGAGUCUUCGUGGAACUCCGGCGGACUCCGGCCCUAUUUGACUUGGAUCAAACCCAAGAUGGUGAUCGUAUCAAACGCGGCAGAGGAUCUCGGCGGUGGCUUUGGCGUGCAAGACCACCUCCGCAUCGUGGGCUACGUGCUCUGGCUGCAGCUACCAGAGGAGUUCGACGGAAAUCGCAGCGCAGCCUUGGACUUGGCGACAUCCGGUCCACCAGGUGCUCCAGGCGCCCCCGAGCUCGACAACGUGUCGGAAACAGGUGUUUACCUGCUCUGGGCACCACCGACGCUGCGUGAGCUGAACUGCAAUGGAGCGUUGCCUGCGUGCCAGGAGGCCUCAGCCUACGAGCUCUACUGGGAUGCCGGAUCGGGCAGCCUUCCCGAUCAGCUCCUCUACUCUGGCAGCCUUCCUAUGGCCGAGAUUGCCGCGCUGCCGCUCACUGCGCCCGGCGAUCUGAUGCUGAUGGAUCUCCCCAUGGUGUCCUGCAACUUCUGGUACGAGAUACAGGUCCUCAAUGUGGCUUUGCAGACUUCGUUUUCACUCACUUCUGGCCUAGCAGAGAUCGACAUCACGGAGCUGGACCCCCUGGAACUCUACGACACCUGUCGACCGUGGGGGCCCACGGCACCUUACAUCGUCAACUACGAUGCGGCGACCACGGAGGUGACGGUGGGACGAUGGUCCACUCAUCCCAACGCCACCUGGCAGCCCUUCACCCAAAGCUUCCGCGUCCUGGCCGCGCCGAGCGCCGAUGCGGAGUUCUUCGAAGUGGCAAGCGUCUCUGUGAAUGCACCGCCCGUUUACUUCAAGCUGGUGGCCGUGGAUUCCUCGGGCACCUGGAGCCUAGGCUUCGACUCCGCCACAGCGCGGCUCUUGUGCGUUGCAAGGCUCUCUCUUCUUCGCAGCGGCCGGCGCGACAUGACAGGCAUGUUCGCAGCCACUGUGGACUUGACACUGGCAGGACAAACCUCCGAGACAAUGGCUCUUCACAGCGGCUGGCAUCUGCAGCUGACCAGGCUGGACGUCAGCGAGGUGCCAGAGACCACCAUCAUCACCGACACCAGCAUCACCUCAUACACUUUUCCUGACUUGCCCCCCGGCACCCCGAUCUCGGUCGAAUACGCCGUGAUCUCACUGGCCGGCACAGGGGACCUGUACACCCAAGCGAACACUGCAGCACCCAAGCCGGUCCUCAAGGUUGACUGGAGCACGAAUGAGCUCGUCUCUUUGUCCUGGACCUGGUCGCCUGGGAUCGACAACGACGAACUCAUGGGCUGCACGGCUGAGACAAGCGGUUACCACGUGUUUGCAGACUGGCGCGAUGGGACGAACUACUUCGACCCACUCCAGCCGACCUUCGGCUACCUCCCCGUGAACACUUACGUCGUCAACUGCACCGACUCCAACCUUUUCGGCGCGUCACGUUCGCAGGAGGCCAUGUGGUUCCGGGUUGCCGCUGUCACACCUGGGGGUGUCGGCGAGCUGUCCGAUGCGGUCUUCCGAAAGUGUUCCCAGGCAAACGGCACUUGGGAGGCUGUCCUCGAGCCUCCUGCAAGCCCUGCAAGUGCAGGUGCCGGAUACACCCGUGGCCCCGCAGCUUGUGGUACUGGCAUGGUGGGUGCCGAGAGUGUGUACAAUGCGCCGGUGACCUUGCUGUCGGGCUGCAAAUCAUGGAGCGGCACUUCUAUGGACGGCCAUGUGGACUUCAAGUCCCAGUGGGUGUACCCGCUGAACGUGUCUGCGAACCUCUCGCAGCCAUGCCGCUUUUCGGUUCGGGCGGUCUCAGAAGUUGGUGAAAGCCCCAUGUCGCCGUUUCUGACCUUCGACAAGCUCGCACUGCCACCCCUGCCGCCACGGCUGAGUAUCCGCUCCUCGACGGACACCCAAGUCGUGGUCGAGUGGUCGCUGGAUCGGUCGAAGGAGCGCGGAGCUUAUCACACGGGCUACUACGUCUAUGUGUCCGUUGACGGAACGACUUGGCCGAAUGAGGACACCGGCUACGUCGCAACAUGGCAGGAUGAGCAGACGACGGAGUGGCCGCCCGGAGUGCUGCGGGACGAGGCACCUGUGGAUGCCCAAGACCACAUGAGUCCGCUCUCCACAGCCAUCUCACAGCGCUGCUCGUCGCCGCCGUCGGCGCCACAGAAUUUGACGAUGAAUAUGACCGUCUUCGAUUCUAGCGGUGCAACCGGCUCCAUGUACGUGGCCCGGCGGAGGCAGGUGCAAGUGCAAAGUCAGAACCGUUUCUCAUUUCAUGGCCCUGUGGUUUGGGAGGAGCCAGCAGAUCUCCACGAGGCCGUACUCCUCGGGUACAAUGUGUAUGUCGAUGACGGGAACUCCUUGGACACGAAGGAUAUCUUCUACCUGGCAGAGGUCAUUGAUGAUCCGGAGCGCCGUGUAUUCCGCCAAGAUCACAUCGUCCCCAGCAGAACUUACAAGCAGCGUGGACUGUACAAGAUCACCGCCAUCACGGAGGUCGGUGAAGGAGAUGCAGCGGUGGAGUCUUUGGUUCCUUCCUCCAAGCCCCGUGCUGCGCCGGUCGCCUCUGUGCUCGACGACUGCACCAUCCCUUGGUGGACCAGCAAGGCCCUCUGCCCCUACCCGCAGCGGUAUCAACUGACCAUUGCCUCCGUGGACGUCCGGGAAGAUGCCGACAUCACUUCGCCGAGGUUAUUCCCCUUCGUGACGGUGACGCAGGGAACCAUCCUCGAGGUGACCGAGGAGCGCUUGGGGGCCGACGGGCGCAUGUAUCUGAGCAUCCCGAGCUACGGCGGCUGGCUCUAUGACGACACCCCCCUGAAUCCUGGCAGCCCCCUGGCAGAGCGACUGCCUUCUCUGAAAGCUCAGUGGACCUGGCCUGACGAGGAGGAGAAGGCAAUCGGAGGAUCUCCGAUCACUGCCUGGCGCGUCUACAGAUCAACCGAUGGCAUCAUCUGGAGCGACAACUUCACGGCGGAGUUGUCGGCCACUGCCCGGAACGUGUCCAUCCCAUGCGAAGUCAGCGAGAUCACGGUGCCCUUCUGGUUGCGCGUGACGGCUGUGAACAACGUGGGCGAAGGUCCGCCUUCCAAUGCGGCGGCUUUGAGAUGCUCCCUUCCACCCGGCCUGCAGCCGGCACCCAUCCAGGUGGGAAGUGACAUCACCUCCAUCCUUCUGGAGUUUCAGCCUGCGGAUCUCCACAAUGCGACCUAUGCGCACUACACCGACGGACUUCAUCUCGAGGAGAAGUCGGUGCACGUCACGGGCCUGCGGGCCUGGCAUACGUACACCUUCAAGGUGCAAGCGAUCACGGAGUCGGGCAUCUCUCCGGACCCCGAUUGGCAGGUGAACAUGAGCACAGGCUGGGGAUCCCCGCUAGGGCCAGGAGAGCUCGACUUCAAGUUCUUAGUUGCGCAUGAGCGUCGUUCUUGUCAGCUUCCGGCAUCGCUUGCACUGGGACGCAAAAAGGCACGCAAGAAAGUCCUGUUGGUCAGCUCAGCACUGACGCUUGAUUCAUGCCGGCGCCUCUCCGAUGACUUGCAAGCACCCGGAGCCGGGUUUGCCCGACCCGGCCAUCACCGCACGUCAUCGGCAGCUUCCACAGAAUCGGCCUCAAGUGCGGGCAGUGCCGGGACAGCCUGCACGAUUGAUGUUCAUAAUGCCGGCGACAUUGAGGGUUAUGUUGCCUAUGGAGUCGAACGUGUGCUGGCUUGGCUAGACUCUGUGCCCACAGACCCCGAGCCACAGGUGAAGGUUCAACCACACCGGGGGGCAGAAGAGAAGGCCGAACUGGUGCGUCAAGAAUUAUUAAGCCAUUUCCUCAAUUAUGAUCUUGAUAGCCCCAGAGUGUCAGUCAGCCCGAGUGCAAGCAUUCCUGAGUCACCGGUGCCAUCGUCGGAUUUUGAGGACGCGGUGCAGGAAAGGGAGUUGCACAGGGAGUCCACGGUUUCGGUAGAACGCUGCCGAUGCGGAGACCGCCCGGUGGUUUUCAAGAAGUACUUAAGAGGCACAAUGCCUACGUACCGGAACCUCCUGGAACAGCAGGUCUACGAGCUGAACUUGUACUACAAGGAUUUGAAAGGCAUCAGCACUGUGGUUCAGAUUCACGGUCAUUUCUUUGAUCCACUCCACAACAUGACGUUCGUGUUUCCCGAUCUUGGUACCAACCACUAUCCUACAAACACGGACGGCAUGAUCAGCUACAUGAGACAGAUGCUUGUGGGACUGGAUGCCUUGUGGCGUCGAAACAUUGUCCACUGCAACAUCAAAGGAGGCUCCAAGCCAAAUGCGAGUUUUGAUUCCCACGGCAAGCUGACGCUCAUCGACUUCGAGUCGGCGGUUCGGCGACAUGAGCUCAUCGACCAAGGACAGAACGGAAUGCUGAGCUACCGAGGAAACCCUUACUAUGUCGCACCAGAGGUCUUGGUGCCACAGAUCGGAGAAAGCCCAUACGGCCAAACUAGGUUUGGACGCCGCAGGGACGUUUUCAGUGCGGGCAUCGUACUCGCAGAACUGAUACUGGAUGUGCGUCAUCUGUUCGUCCUUGAUGACGAUUACGACAUGAUCAUCGCAGCCCACGAAGGUUUGCGAGACAAACUUGAGUGCAAUGAUCCGCAUAGGGCACUGCUUUGGUACGGAGGCUUCAUGACAGAUGACGAUGAUUUUAAUGAAUUGGGUGCUGAUCUUGUGGCGAAGAUGCUCGCGUGGCAUCGGACUGAUCGGCCGGCGCCAAGAGAGCUUCUGAAUCACGAGCUUUUUUGGUUGCGCCACCUUCAGGCAUGCCCUCAAUGCCCAACCUUGCUUGUCAGUGUUUCCGAGACACCGGAUCCGCCGACCUACGUGUACUCUGACGGAUCCAUCUUGCGCAUUGGCUUCUCUUCACUGACGCAGAACCGGCAGUGGAGUGAUGGUGCCGACGUACCUGACUACAACCUUUACAUUACGGCGGACGAUCGCGGCUGGCCCGAUGCAAUGAUGCCUGCACAGGUGAGCCCUCCUGCAGCCGAGUUAGGCAACCAAACCCCGAAUCCCGAAUCCCUUGUGGUUCUGAAACACUUGGGGUGA
Messenger RNA from Symbiodinium sp. CCMP2456, 5505 nucleotides. The record is from the annotation of a GenBank genome assembly. NCBI's taxonomy places the organism in Eukaryota, Dinophyceae, Suessiales, Symbiodiniaceae.